CGACCUAAUUCGCCGGCACACUCCGUUGAUACAUUCAGUCACUCGCACCGCCCGCGCGCCGCGGCCGUGUCAGACAAUUAAAAAUAACCGCGCCGGAAUUAAAAAGUUUGUGUUCCAUUUUUUAAUUUGAACUAGUGUUCGUUCUCUUUAUUUCAUCAUGUCUUCAGCCUCAGCCACCAAGAAUGGAAACGUCCAAGGAUUAGCUGCCAAGGCGCCAUGGACGGACGAGCAAGGCAUCGCGGUAAAAAUAUACGAUGGUGUGGUGACCACCUUGGAAAUAGUACUGCUGCUUGUCAAAAUGUGGGUGUCCUGGAUAUACGCCAUGUACCAGCUCGUCGUACCGCCGGUGCCGAAGAGUGUCGAAGGAGAGAUUAUUCUGAUCACAGGCGCCGGUCACGGCAUGGGCCGCGAGGUGGCGCUGAGGUUCGGGAAGCUGGGAGGAGUCAUCGUCUGUGUAGAUAUUAAUGCCGCCGGCAACCAGGAAACUGUGGACGCUAUCAAGGCUAACAAGGGGAAAGCACACCGAUAUGAGUGUGACGUAACAGACAGCAAAGCGGUUGCCGCGUUGGCGGAGCGCGUGCGCCGCGAUGUUGGUGACGUCACGAUGCUGGUUAACAACGCUGGGAUCAUGCCCUGCAAGCCUCUGUCGCAGCACAGCGAGAAGGACAUCAGGACCAUGAUGGAAGUCAACGUUAUGGCGCACUUCUGGAUGCUCCAGAGCUUCCUCCCAUCAAUGAUGGAAAAAAACAAUGGCCACAUCGUAGCCAUGUCCUCAAUGGCUGGCAUGCUUGGUCUCCGCAACCUGGUGCCGUACUGCGCCUCCAAGUUCGCAGUAAGGGGCAUGAUGGAAGCUCUACACGAGGAGUUGAGGGAGGACUCCAAGGAUUAUAGUGGAAUAAAAAUGACAGUGAUCUGCCCAUACAUCGUGGACACGGGCCUGUGCAAGAACCCCAAGAUCCGCUUCCCCUCAUUAAUGAAGAUCGUCACAGCCGAUGAGGCGGCGGAUAACAUCGUCGACGCCGUGAGGAGGAACUACUCCGAGAUCACCAUUCCUAGCUCCUUGUAUUAUGUUAACUCGUUCCUACGACCGUUGCCCAAAGCAGUCCCACUUCAUCUCAAGGACUUCUUGGACUCUGGGUUGGAGGCCCAAUAAUUAUAUUAAGUAUUAACUCCUCUCCUAUGACAAAUAAAAUUUAUUUGUCUUAGGUAUUUGUAUUUGUCUUGUGUAAUAGUUGAAGGCAUCAUUACUUUAAUGAUACCUUCAACUAUUUGUUUAAACUAUUGGUGUCGUCGAUAAUAUGGAUGUUAAAUAUCGUGAUACCAACGUUAGAUGGUAACUGGUAAUGUAAACCCCAACCACUUUAGCUCUAGGAGGAACCAAUGUCCCAUAACAUUAUACCUAUUUAUUUAAAUAAAUCAAGGCCCUGAAACUGCUAUUUUUUUUGAAUUUUUUGCUUAUGUUUCUUCAAGAAAUCAACGUAAAGAACUUUGGGAACAAAUAAAUUUAUGUUUAUUAAAUAUCUUGAUUUGUGUUUUUUAAAUAGUCACUAUAAAUAAAUUAUAAACUGAUAGUGGUGAAGGCCGGAUUCCACCACGGCACGGGUGGGUGCCGGUCACUUUUUCUUUAAUAUAACUGACAUCUAUAUCAGCAACUUAACAUUAGCAGCCUUACGGGGUAACUCUUAGAGCUAUAGUAUGCACGGGUAUAAAUCUGAGCGUUAUUUUUAUAGAACCAAACAUGACUAUAAUCAUAUAAUGGUUUCUCGCGAGCCAUAUCUUAACUUAAGAACUCUAGGAUAACGCGUGGUUGGAUUAUUAUUAACUGAUAUUAUUUGUGAUGUGAUUUAUAUUGUAUAGCACGUUCUGGGAUAAUUAAAAAGGAAUUAUGUGAAUUUACUUAUAGUUACUAUGCAAGGUAAAUGAAGCUUUCAAAUACCAGUUAGCUAAUUGUGUAAGUAAUAUUAGUGAUAAAAAGUUUUAUUGCUCCGAAUUUUUACAUGGAACCUUAUGGCUCUACUCUCUUACUGUCACUGUGUCUCACUUUCAUAAAAAUGAAAUAAAAAAUUCGGUCACCGUACUUGAGAAUUUAAACAAAUCACAUAAUUAAGACAAUACUUGUGAAAACGCAUAGUGCCUUCGAUGUACACGUGAAAAUGCGUAGUUUAGGAAAUGGCAUUUAGUAUAAUGAAAUGGGUCCAUUAAUGUACGUAUUUAUAAUGUUUAGAAACGUCUGUGCACUUAUGUAUGUAAUUUGUAACGUUUUUAUUUAUUUUUGGUAAAAAUAUAUAUAAAAUUAUACUUACACAUUUAAACGUUUUUAAGAGCUAAUAGCGCUGAUACAAAUAUCCUAAAUUAUAACCAUUAUAAUUGUCAUUAAUCGACGAUAAUGGAACGCAAAUACACUCCUUGGAAAUAGUAUACACACUCGCAUUACAUCGUAUAUUCGGGCACGAAAACCGUAAUUUCGAGGCCGGAUGAAGCGAGGGGUGUGGACUGUGGAUACUGUGGACACCUACAUUAUCUGACGUGGGGACGUGAAAGGCAAGCGGGGUGACAUUUCGCUCCCACGGACCUCGUUAUAACUGUGCAUAUAUGGAUCAGCAUCAUGUUUAGGUCUUAAAAUAAUAAAGCUUAGAAGGGAAAACCUGGCAACCGUAACAUUGCCUUAUUUUACCCCUUGAGUCAAACAGAUGCGAUAACGCGUCUGAAAUGACAAUCGAAAUCGAAAUCUAAAAUUAAAAUCGUCAAGGUAUUUUUUGUCUGGCAAUUUUGGACCCCAGGGUUUCUUCAGGGGAUAGACUGUGCCACUUUGUUGAUAAAGUUAAUUUCUUAGGUAACGUAAGUCAUAUAUCUUUGCAUUAGUACCAGUUCAUUAUUACAAAAUUACAUAAUUAUAUAUCUUGAACAAGAUAAUAGUGAUAUUAUUGUGCCCUUAUAGAUAGCUCGGUUAUAAGUACCUAUUUUUUUUUUUUACUAGCCUAAUUUAGUGUCCCACUGCUGGGCAAAGGCCUCCCCUCGUUUCCUCCACUCGACCCUGUCGUUUGUAGUGUCCUAAUUAAUUGUUAUAAUUGUUUAUUUCGGGCAUAAGUAGGUAUAUGGCAAUAACAUAAUAAUUAAAUACCUUUAGUAAAUAUGUGAUCGAACUACCAUCACAAGAAUCAAUUAUUUUUGUAUAUUACGUACCUUUUCCGUAACAAUAAGUCAAAGUAUAUAUGUGCAAUAAUAGAUACUUAUGUAUGUGUAUGAUGUGAUUGAUGUGCCAUGUGACUUGAAUACCUGGUGGGGCCUGUAACACGAGCAAAUAAUUAAAACAUAAUUGUACUCCUCAAACUAUGCCACUUUUAUUUAAUAACUUUUAAAAACGAUAAAGUCUAGAUAUCCUAUUAUCUUCAAUGUACGCUAUCCUCGCUGUUAUUGACGUUGCUUGUCACGGUUUAAACACAAUACAUUCACACAACACAUUCACAAUACGUUGGUUUAUUCUCAAUACAUUGUGUCUUAGAAUAUAAAGUGCACUUAAAAUCAAAACACAAGUAAUUUUUAAAAGUCGCUAAACAAAUGUUGGUCAGCUUGAGGAGUAGGUACAGCCUACAGCUUAAUUUUUUUGCUGCUGUUAUACCAAGUAUAUAUAGAAGGGGAUAACUUUGGAAGUAAAAAACAAUCGGCUUUGCUUUUUAUUUGAUAACACUUAACCUCCUAAGGCUGACGGUCCUACUUUUAUAAUCCGUCGGCCGGCUGCAUGAAACCCACACCUGAUAAAAAAAUAGAAAAUACCUACUCUGUGGAAAUAAAAAACGGAUUAUAAUAGCUAAAUUAAACCUGUUGACGUAAACCUUGGUCGGCCUCACCUUAGCCUGGCAGUUUUUGCAGUCCGACCACAUUU
Molecule: messenger RNA, 3883 nt
Organism: Cydia strobilella
Lineage: Eukaryota; Metazoa; Arthropoda; Insecta; Lepidoptera; Tortricidae
Product: 17-beta-hydroxysteroid dehydrogenase 13-like
Exons: 8
Coding region: 158-1153 (331 amino acids)
Cellular component (GO): lipid droplet
Molecular function (GO): oxidoreductase activity, acting on the CH-OH group of donors, NAD or NADP as acceptor
Source: RefSeq, a predicted model, not a curated record